CUGAACGCGGCGGCUGCCUGCGACGCGCGCGGACGCGAGUUCGCAAAAGUCGUGGUUCAGCCAGUGACGGGCAUCUGUAGUCCAGCGACCGAUGUUCGGGCCACGUUACGCGGACGAGUAGUUCGUUACCUCGUCCGGACUGACCGAGUGGUACUAGGUCGCAGUACACCGCGUGAUCCUGUGGACCUGGACCUCGCCUUGGAAGGUCCGGCCGAGAAGGUUUCACGACGGCAAGCGGUCAUCGCACGUGAUCCCGCUACUGGUCAGUUUGAGAUGACAAACGUUGGCGCCAGAACGGUGUUUGUGGACGGCAAACCGCUCGGAACGAACAGUCGGACACGGCUCGUCGACAACUCCAUCAUCCAAAUCGCCAUCAUACGCCUCGUGUUCCGUAUCGGUCAGUGA
Messenger RNA from Cooperia oncophora, 405 nucleotides. Lineage: Eukaryota; Metazoa; Nematoda; Chromadorea; Rhabditida; Trichostrongylidae. The record is from the annotation of a GenBank genome assembly.